AUGGAAGAGGAUAAAAGUGAUAACAUCGUUGCUAGAGAUGAUGAGGUUGCUCAAGAUGUUGAAGACAAACCACCUAGUGAUGAAGAAGAAGGUGAAGAUGUCUUUGAUUCCUCAGAAGAAGAUGCUGACUUAGAUGAAGAUGAGGAUGAAGCAAGGAAAAUCAAAGAAGGAUUUAUUGUAGAUGAUGAAGACGAAGACGACCAGGUCGAGGGCGGAGUUUCUAAAAGAAGAAGAAAGCAUAAAAGAAGACAAAGAGAAGAAGAAGAUGAUAGAUUAUCUGAAGAUGAUCUGGAUCUACUUAUGGAGAAUGCAGGUGUUAGACGUAACCAAGAAACUGCAUCAUCAGGAAGAUUAAAGAGAUUAAAAAGAGAAGGAGAAGAUGAAACAACUUCCGAAGGUACCCAACAAGAGGUUCAGAAAACACAAAGUGCAACCAAAUUAGAUGACUUUUUCUCUGAAGAUGAGAAUGAAGAAGAAGAACACACAGUCGAUGAUACAAGGAGACCAGAUUAUAACAAUAAUGAAGAGGACCAUGAAAACAGAAAUCGUAAAAGUGGUAUGUUGGACGAGUUAGAUGAUUUCAUUGAAGAGGACGAAUUUUCAGAUGAAGAUGAAGAGACCAGACAACAGAGACUGGAAGAAAAGAAAAGGAUGAGAGACCAACGAAUGAAACAACCUACUCAAAUCACAGGUCUUUCCUCUGAUAAAAUUGAUGAAAUGUAUGAUAUCUUUGGUGAUGGCCAUGACUACGACUGGGCAUUAGAAAUUGAAAAUGAGGAACUAGAGCAAGGUACGUUAGAUGACCUAGAUGCUGAAGAAGAAGGCGAAUUUGGUGAACAAACUGGUGCCUCAAAAGCCAAGAAGAAGAUUACUCUACAAGAUAUCUACGAUUUGCAGGACUUGAAAAAGAAUUUAAUGACAGAAGAGGACAUGAUCAUAAGGAAAACUGAUAUUCCUGAAAGAUUUCAGGAGAUCAGGGAAGGUUUGGUUAAUUAUGGUGAAUUAUCUUUGGAAGAUCAAGAAUUAGAGACCAACUGGAUUAGUGAUAAGAUAUCAUUGGAUAAAAACUUUGAUGCAUCAUAUGAUCUAACCGAGUUUAAAGAAGCCGUUGGAAAUUCUAUCAAAUUUAUUAAUCAAGAUAAUCUGGAAGUCCCCUUCAUUUAUGCUUAUCGCCGUAAUUACAUAGCGUCAAAGGAUAAGGAUGGGUUUGUCUUAACUGAAGAUGAUUUAUGGGAUAUUGUAGAUCUUGAUAUUGAAUUUCACAGUAUUAUCUACAAGAGAGAUUAUGUCAAAAGAUUUUACAAGGAAUUGAAUGUCGUCGACUCAAUGGUGGAUGAGUAUUUUAGAAACCAAAAUGCAGCCUCAAUUGCCGAAUUGAACUCAUUACAAGACAUUUAUGAUUAUUUGGAGUUUACUUAUGCUCAAGAAAUUAAUGAAGUUUUGUUGGGCAACACUGAAACAAACGGGAAGAAACAUCUUAAAAAUUCAAGCUACGAGAAGUUUAAGGCAAGUGAACUGUAUAAUGCCAUUAAGGAUAUUGGUGUAACUGCGGAGCAGGUUGGAGAAAAUAUAAUAUCUCAACAUCAAAUUCAUAUCGCUGUUGACCACCCAAGUUUAAAACCAAGAGAGGUCAUCGAAUCGAUCUUAAAUGCGAACUCCGGUGAUUUGCAAGUCUUCACCUCCAAUUUCAAAUUGGCCAUAGAUACAGUUCAGAAAUAUUUUGCACUUGAACUUUCAAAGAACACCAAGAUUAGGGAGAAGGUGAGAUCUGAUUUUUAUAAAUAUUACUUGGCAGAUGUUGUCCUUACUUCAAAGGGUAAGAGAGAAAUCCAAAGAGGUUCAUUAUAUGAAGAUAUCAAGUAUGCCAUUAAUAGAACGCCAAUGCACUUCCGCAGAGAUCCAGAUGUAUUUUUACGAAUGCUAGAAGCAGAGAAUUUGAACUUAUUAAGUGUCAAGCUACAUAUGUCUUCACAGGCACAAUAUAUUGACCAUAUGUUUCAGAUUGCAUUAGAAACGACGAAUACCUCUGAGUUAGCAACAGAAUGGAAUAAUUUCCGUAAAUCAGCCUUUAAACAAGCAUUGGAUAAAAUCUUCAAAGAUAUAUCUAGAGAAAUUAAGGAUGACUUAGCAAAGACGUGCCAGAAAUUAGUGGCGAAGACAGUUCGUCACAAAUUUAUGACAAAAUUAGAUCAGGCCCCAUUCAUUCCAAACAUCAAGGAUCCAAAAAUCCCCAAAUUACUGACUUUGACUUGUGGACAAGGGAGGUUCGGAGCUGACGCAAUAAUGGCUGUGUACGUCAAUCGUAAAGGUGAUUUUGUGAAAGAUUUCAAAAUAGUGGAUAAUCCCUUUGACAAAAUGAAUCCUCAGAAUUUUGAAGAUACAUUAGAUAAUAUUAUCCAAACUUGUCAACCUAAUGCAAUUGGUAUCAAUGGUCCAAAUCCGAAAACACAGAAGUUCUUCAAACGACUACAAGAAGUUAUCCACAAAAAACAAAUUGUUGAUAAUAGAGGUCAUAGUAUUCCAAUUGUCUAUAUUGACGAUGAAGUUGCUAUUCGUUACCAACAUUCUGACCGUGGUGCUCAAGAAUUCCCUAAUAAGCCACCUCUCAUUAAAUAUUGUAUUGCACUUGCACGUUAUAUGCAAUCACCCUUAUUAGAAUAUUCAAAUUUGGCCACUGAGGAACUAACGUCUUUAUCAAUACAUCCACAUCAAUCCUUGCUACCCCAAGCAAUGUUGGUUAAAGCAUUAGAGACUGCCUUUGUCGAUAUUGUGAAUUUAGUUGGUAUUGAAGUUAAUAAGGCAACAGAUAACCCAUAUUAUGCUAGUGCUUUGAAAUAUAUCUCUGGUUUUGGUAAGCGUAAAGCAAUUGAUUUCCUAGAGUCAUUACAAAGACUCAAUGAGCCACUAUUAGCACGUCAGCAAUUGAUUACUCACAAUAUUUUACAUAAGACGAUCUUUAUGAAUUCCGCAGGGUUCUUAUACAUAUCAUGGAAUGAGAAAAGGCAAAAGUAUGAAGAUUUGGAGCAUGAUCAACUAGACAGUACAAGAAUACAUCCUGAGGAUUACCAUUUGGCUACCAAGGUUGCCGCAGACGCUUUAGAAUAUGAUCCGGACGCUAUUGCAGAAAAGGAAGACCAGGGUACUAUGAGUGAAUUCAUUGAAUAUUUAAGAGAAGACCCUGAUCGCAGAACUAAACUAGAAUCAUUGAAUUUAGAAUCAUAUGCAGAGGAACUUGAAAAGAAGACUGGGCAAAGAAAACUAAAUAAUUUGAAUACAAUUGUUUUGGAAUUAUUGGAUGGUUUUGAAGAGCUAAGGAACGAUUUCCACCCAUUACAAGGGGAUGAAAUUUUCCAAAGUUUAACUGGUGAAACCGAGAAAACAUUUUUCAAAGGGUGUAUUAUUCCUGUCAGAGUUGAAAGAUUUUGGCACAAUGAUAUUAUUUGUACUACAAACUCGGAAGUUGAAUGUGUAGUUAAUGCUCAGCGUCAUUUAGGUGCACAACUAAAAAGACCUGCCGAAGAACUUUAUGAAGUAGGCAGGACAUAUCCUGCAAAGGUUAUUUUUAUUGACUAUGCUAAUAUUACUGCAGAAGUGUCCCUUCUAGAGCAUGAUGUCAAACAUCAAUAUGUCCCAAUAACUUACAGUAAAGACCCAUCUAUUUGGGAUCUUAAACAAGAACUGGAGGAUUCAGAAGAAGAAAAGAAAAUUACGAUGGCCGAAGCUAGAGCUAAGAGAACUCAUCGUGUUAUCAAUCAUCCAUACUAUUUCCCAUUCAAUGGUAAACAAGCUGAAGAUUAUUUAAGAAGUAAAGAACGUGGUGAUUUUGUAAUUAGACAAUCUAGCCGAGGAGACGACCAUUUGGCUAUUACUUGGAAACUAGACAAAGAUUUAUUCCAACAUAUAGACAUUCAAGAAUUAGAGAAAGAAAACCCAUUAGCCUUGGGGAGAGUGCUAGUUGUUGAAGGUCAAAGAUACCAUGACUUGGAUCAAAUUAUCGUGGAAUAUUUACAAAAUAAGGUUCGUCUUCUUAACGAACUGACGUCAAAUGAAAAGUUCAAGGUAGGAAACCAAAGAGAUGUUGUUAAAUUCAUUGAAGAUUAUUCGAAGGUGAAUCCAAAUAGAUCUGUUUAUUAUUUCAGUUUGAACUAUAAGAACCCAGGUUGGUUCUAUCUGAUGUUCAAAUUAAACGCGAAAAGUAAACUUUACACUUGGAAUGUGAAGUUAACCAAUACUGGAUUUUUUUUAGUGAAUUACAACUACCCAAGUGUUAUUCAACUCUGUAAUGGGUUCAAGACAUUGUUAAGAUCAAGCAGCACUAAAAGUAAGACAACGGCAUAUCAUUAA
Messenger RNA from Naumovozyma castellii, 4344 nucleotides. RefSeq names its product chromatin-remodeling histone chaperone SPT6 (gene SPT6). Bases 1 to 4344 code for a protein of 1447 amino acids. Lineage: Eukaryota; Fungi; Ascomycota; Saccharomycetes; Saccharomycetales; Saccharomycetaceae. The transcript has a single exon. The record is from RefSeq and is a predicted model, not a curated record.